UUAAAAAUUUUACUACUGUCUAUCAGAAACCUGAAGUAAGAUGAAGAUGUCAUGCAUACAAUUAGGGUGUAUGGAACAAGAAACAUAAGCUAGUGUUUGGCAGAACUACUCUGACAAACGGGAUCUCCAUGUACAGACUGUAAAGAGGAUUCUCCUGAGGAUCAUCAAUAAAGAUGUCUGCUUGAAAAAGUUUCCAACGCAUGUAAAGAUGGGAGAUGCUGAGGAUGACAUUGCUGUCAUUGGUAUUGGCUGCAAUUUCCCUGGAGGGGAAGGGCUUGACAAUUUCUGGAAGGUUCUACUGGAGGGGAAGAACUGUACAGUACCGAUCCCAAAUGAGAGGUUUGACUGUUCCCAGUGGUACGACCCUGAUAACAACAAAGUGGGAAAAUCAUGCACAGAUAAGGCAGCGCUCAUUGAUGGGUUCAAUGAGUUUGAUCACAAGUUCUUUGGCAUCACUGAGUCUGAGGUGGAACAAAUGGACCCACAGCAGAAAUACCUUCUUCAGUGUACAUAUAGAGCUCUGGAAAAUGCUGGGAUUCCAAUGGAAAAGGCCAGCGGAACCAGAACAGGGGUGUAUUUGGGGUUAAUGAACAGAGAUUAUGAGCAAUCGGCAGGAGGUGUCAGCCCAAAUAUAAUCAACCACUGGACGGGCACGGGACUAGCUAUGAGUAUAGCAGCCAACCGCGUCUCCUACGUCUUCAACUUCACUGGACCCUCAGUGUCCAUCGACAGCGCCUGCUCUUCAUCCCUGGUUGCACUUCACUUCGCUUGUCAAGCCAUCAGACAAGGUGAUUGCGAGAUGGCUCUCUGUGGGGGUGUGAGCUGUAUCAUACAGCCAACUGUCUUUGUGGCUCUCAGCAUGGCAAAGAUGAUUUCGCCUGAAGGCACCAGCAAGCCUUUCUCCAGCAGAGCAGAUGGCUAUGGCAGAGGAGAGGGUUGUGGGGUUCUUCUGCUGAAGCCACUGAAAAAAGCUCUCAAAGAAAAUGACAAUAUUUGGGGCAUCAUCACAAAAACUGCAGUAAACCAAGAUGGCCACACAGUCAGUCCAAUCACCAAGCCAUCCAUGGUCCAGCAAGAGGAUCUUCUGCGCAGAAUCUAUUCAGAGUCAGACCUGUCAGCUGUCCAGUACAUAGAGGCUCAUGGGACUGGAACUCCAGUGGGGGACCCCAUAGAAGCUGGCAGCAUCUCCAAAGUAAUUGCCAAAGCCAGACCUCCAGGUUUAGAGACACUCCGCAUCGGCUCUGUGAAAGGCAACAUCGGUCACACAGAAUCUGCAGCUGGAGUGGCAGGGCUCAUCAAGGUACUCCUUAUGAUGAAGCAUGAAACCAUUGUCCCUUCACUCUUCUAUUCUGAGGACAGUGCCAGUAUUGAUGCUAAAGCCUUAAAUAUUAAGGUUCCCACAAAAGCAGAAAAGUGGGUCAAUUCUGUUGAAAGGGUUGCAGGGAUAAAUAACUUUGGUUUUGGAGGAACAAAUGCUCAUGUUAUUGUCAAACAACACAAGCACUCACAUGUUUCUGAAAGAAAUGGCAGGAAAUCACACAAGUAUUUUGUACUCUCUGCAAGUUCUGAAAAGUCAAUUAUUAUGACGAUGGAGCACUCAAUUCAAGAGAUGGACAAAGACAACAAAGUUGAUCUAGAAACGCUUGCAUACACAUCCGCUUGUAAGAGAACUCACUUAAAACACAAAUACAAGAAGGCUUUCAGAACUUCCUCUCUGGUGGAUCUAAAGGAUCAACUCCAGUCUGCCCUGAGUAAAACUUUCAUCCCCUCAUACUCAGAUCCAAGAUUAGUAUUUGUCUUUUGUGGGAAUGGUGUGACUUACCAUGGCAUGUGCAAGCAGCUCCUGAAACAUGAGCCUGUGUUCAGAGAGAAGGUCAGGGAGAUUGAGGUGCUUCUCCAAAGGUUCAAUAACAUGAGUAUCUUAGACACACUUGAGAGUGAGUCUGAGAGUAAGGACUUUUCUAAACCAGAUGUUGUCCAGCCCCUUCUGUUUGCCAUCCAGGUUGGCAUUGCCAGUCUUUUCAAGCACUGGGGAAUCAAACCUGAUGCCAUUCUGGGUCACUCUGUUGGAGAGGUGGCUGCUGCCCACUGUUCAGGUCUCUUGUCACUUGAGGAUGCAGUGAAGGUGAUCUACCUCCGCAGUAUUCUGCAGAGUAAGGUCACAGGAGGGAAAAUGCUUGUGGUCAGUAACAUGGCAGUGUCAGAGGUCUUAAACCUUCUUCCUUCUUAUUCAAAUAAGGUUUGCCUUGCAGCCUUCAACAGUCCACAUUCCUGUACCCUCUCAGGUGAUGCAGAUGCUAUAGAUAAUCUCCAUCAAAAGUUGACCAGCUCAGUUAAGAGUAAGAAUCUGUUCCUCCGUGUCCUUGAUGUCCCUGCUGCAUACCACAGCCAUAUGAUGGAUCCCAUCCUCUCUCAAAUUGAGGACAGUGUUGGCUCUUUACAGGUCAAUGAUGUUGAAUCAGAAUUGUUCUCAACAGUGACAGGUAAAGAGGCAGAGCAGACUGACUUCUGCACAGGCAAAUAUUGGGCCAAGAACAUUAGAGAGCCAGUUUCAUUUGAACAGGCAGUGAGAUCUGCAACCAAGGGAAAGACGAAUGUGGUGUUUGUGGAGAUAAGCCCUAGAAGGGCCCUACAAAGGAACAUCCAGGAGACUCUGGGAAAUGGGACACAAGUGCUGACCUCAGUUCAGCAAGAUAAAGACCAUGAGACAAUGUUGAACACUGUGUCCAAGCUGUUUGAGUUGGGGGUUCAGAUAAACUGGGAAGAGUUCUACAGAGGACGAGAGACAUCACCAACACCAUUUCCUGUUUAUCAGUUUGAUUCAACCAAGAAAGAUGUUAUCAUUCCUGCAUCACGAAUGAACAGAGUACAAACUCAUCCUGUGCUAACUCAGACAGGAAGUGAGGGCAAUACCUUUAGCUGUGAUCUGUUUUCUGACUCAGUAUCAUACUUGCAUGAGCAUAAACACAAUGGUGUUGCCAUUGUCCCUGGUGGACUGUAUACUGAGAUCGGUUUGUCAGCUUUCAUGCUAAAUGUUAAACCAAAGGUGCCACUCAAUAGAGUACAAAUCAGCAUCAGCUUUCUAAGUCCAUUUGUCUUCACCAAAAAUGCACCAGAGAUGAAAGUGCAACUUGAAACAGAAGAGAAUGAAACACAUGUUAAGAUACACUCUAACUCCUCAACCUAUGCAUCAGGGACAAUAGUGUAUAAUCCGGAACUCCAAGUUGAAGAGCAAAACAUUUCGCUAAGCACCAUCUCCAAACGAUGCCAGUCAGUGGUGAGUUCUGUGGAGUUUUACAACAAGGGUCAUGGUGGGUUUCAGUAUGGCCCUGUUUUCCAAAAUAAGAGUGAUGUGCAUUAUGGUGAAGAGUUCAGGGAGGCUUUUUCAGCUGUCACUGUCCCUGAGGAGUUGCUGUCUCAGUUACAUGAUUACUGCAUUCAUCCUGUAGUUCUGGACUUCCUGAUGCAACUUGCUCCUGUUACAGUGUCACAAGGGUUUUCUGCCAGGCCCGGGUUUCCAGCCAAAAUAGGCAGCCUGACUGUCUUUGAACCUCUGCAACAGGAAAUGAUUAUUUAUGUGAGGGCAGUUGAUGUAGGAGUCCAUCACUUUGAAAUAUGUGGUUGUUUUACAGACAAAAAGGGAAGAGUUCUGGUUGAGCUUAAGAAUGUGAUAAUUAAGUAUCUUGACAUUCGUUCUAGUAUCGUUGAGGAAUACUUCUUCCACAAUGACUUCAGGAUGGCUUCAGAGGACAUUAGGUCCUCUCAGGCACCAACAGCCAUAGUCUUUUCUGACCAGGAUAGCAUUUCCAAAGCCAUUCAGCAACACUUGAGCUCAGAAUCUAGAUACAUUUCCUUUGCAUGUGCCAAGGAAUUCCUGAGCUGUGAAUUUCCCACACUUCUUGCUAACCUUAAGAUCUCAGAUAUCAAGAAAAACAUUAAAGAAGUCUUGUUUGUCUGGGGUGAGGACGACCUCACAGCACUCAAUACUGAGAAGGUCAUGGAGAUUAUGCUAAACAGCUGCGAAUUGUUCCGUAAAAUAGUCCUGGAACUUAGGGCAAGUCGUUUUCCAAAUUCCAUCAGAGUAAUAACUUACAGGUCAUCAGAAAACACAGUGGACCGCAUCAGCCCAGGAUUUGUCCUCUCAGGCAUGUUAAAAGCAUGUGCUGCAGAAAUGCCAGAUCUUUCCUUCCAGCUAAUUGACAUCAGUUCGGUCUUUACUGAGGACAUCAGAGCUUUGUCUCACGUCUUAAUGUCAUACCCUAGCAGCAAAUACCAGGAGCUGGUUGUGAAAGAUGGUCUGAUUUUUAAAUCUGAAAUUGUACAUACUUCAGUGGAAACUAAUGAGAGCUCUGGGAGAAGUAUUUACUCUUUAAUGUCUGAGCCAUGUAUCUUUCAAACAGCUGAUCCCUACAGAACAAUUAGCCUGUCUGCCAUUGGCUGCGAAGUUGAGAAAAAAGACAUCUCUGAGAAAUCGGUUGAGAUUCAGCUCAGUAAGAUUUGUGUUCAUUCCUCAGACUUCUACCCUGUUACUGUCACAGAUCUUAACUUUGGUCAGACAUUGUACUGGAACAAACAUGCAUCUCAGAACCACCAGCUUCUUGCCCUUGACUUUAGUGGCACUGUCACAGCUGUAGGCAAAGAGGUGAGCAAACUGAAAGCGGGAGACCGUGUAGUCUCAUGUUAUCCUGUUCCUGUGUCAUCUGCGAUCAUGAUUCCUGAAGGAGCCUGCUACAAAACAAAAAGGCUCCCAUUUCUCCACAAGGUUCCAUGUGUUUCAUACUUUGUGCUGGCAUUUGAAAUUGUGCACAGAGCGUUACCAAGAGUCAAACAACAGAGAACUUUGGGUAUUGUUUCCUCUUUUCCAAAUUCUGGUCUAGUAAAUGUCUUAACCCAAACAGCAAAUAAAUCAGGAUGGAAUGUCAUUGUUGGGUCACAGUCCAAAGAGCUGUUGGUAAAUGCUGAUAAAAUGGAUGCGUUUGUCCUCCUGCCAUCAUUUGAUGAAUCUCUGUUGGCAAAUGCAGGCAGGUUCCCAGGCGUCAAACACAUCAUCCUUGUCUGUGAUUCCCAAACCCAAGACUUGCUAACAAAGAGCGUUUUUCAAAGUGUGAAUGAUACUGUUCAAAUGAUUACCCUUCACAUGUCCAGCAUCAUACGAAAGGGAUCACUCAUUGCCCAGAAGCCUCCUAUUUAUCGUUGGCUUAAGUCCCUACAUUUAGACAGGACAUCAUUUGUUCUAAAAAGCUCUCCCUUUCAGAAAGUGCCAUCAGAAUGUAUCAAUGUUCUGCCUGUUAAGGAAUCUGAAUCAUACUUUAAUUUAGAGAGCCUGCCUAUUGUGGUGCUAGGCAAAGAUGAUAACCACGCAAUAUCCAGCAUUCCUUUGCUGCCUAAACCAAACGGGCAUUUCCAAAAGAACUCUGUGUACAUUGUCACAGGUGGUCUCACUGGGCUGGGGUUUGAGACUGUGAAGUUCAUUUCUCAGAAAGGGGGAGGGAAUAUCAUAAUUCUCUCCAGAAGAAGCCCCACACCAGACAUACAACAGGAGAUCAGCAAACUGGAGACAAAAUACAAUGUCCAUAUCACAUGUAUGGGAUGUGAUGUCUCUGUCUCUGAUCAGGUAUUUCGAGUAAUUGAUCACAUCAGACAGAAAUUUCCCUCUUGUCCAAUCAAAGGGAUUUUUCACAGUGCUGUUGUCCUACAUGAUGGCCUGAUGGAAACCCUUGACAGAUCUCACUAUGAGAAAGUGCUGAAGCCCAAAGUGAACGGAGCUCUAAAUCUACACAACGCUACAAAAGACUGUAAGUUAGAUUACUUUGUGUGCUACUCCUCUGUUGCGUCUUUUAUUGGCAAUGGCUCACAGUCAAACUAUGCAGCAGCCAAUUCAUUCUUGGACACAUUCUGUCAUUAUAGACGAGGAAAUGGACUUGCUGCACAGUCCAUCAACUGGGGGGCUUUGAAUCUUGGUCUCCUUCUGAACAAGGAUAAUGUCCAAAGAUUACUUGAGGCAAAGGGAUUGAUGGUUAUGGAUGUUACAGAGAUUCACGAAUGUCUGGAACAAUGCCUAAAGAUGAACAAACCCCAACAGGCUGUUUGCAAGUUUAACUUCAAAAACAUGAGAAACAAUGUGAUGGCUCAAAAUUCAGCAAUGACCAUGCGAAUGACUUCCUUAGUUGUGGAGGCGAUACAAAAAGCCAAACUGAAAGAGUCCCGGUCGGGACAGAACAACGCUUCUACUCCCCCAAGUGAAUUUGCAAGAUCUGUACUCAGCGAAACCAUCGGUAUUGACAUGAUGGAGUUGAAGAACGAUUCUUCUCUUUCGGCCUUAGGCCUUGACUCAAUGCUAGCCAUGAACCUGCAAAACCACAUCUUUCAGGAGAGGGGUUUGAAUGUGCCACUGGUUAAAUUGCUGGACCCAAACAGCACAGUUUCUACACUGAUAACAAUCUUGAAGGACGGCACUGAGGGUGAUUCUCAAAAUAAUGAUAAAGAGGACAAUAAAGAUGCAUUUUUUACCAGGCUGUAGAUCCUUUUCUGUCUUUACAGACAUUGCUUCAACAGGGCGAUGUAUCAAUCACUUAUAACGGAUGUCACUGUGAUUCACCGUGACUACAGACCCUCACUAAUAUUUCAGUUUUAUAUAGAACAUGAUGUGAUUUGUUCCUGUAUUGUUGGAUGUUAACUGUAUUGGAAGGUCCAAAUUGAUCUUUAAAGAUGCAUUCAUCUGUGUUGCAUUUAAUUUGAUCAUUGUAAAAUAUCAAAUGUAAUAACAUUUAAUUGUAAAGUUACGUUACCUUGAAAUCGUUGAUGAGUUUCUACCAUUAUAAAAAAAACUAAAAACCUUUUGGAUAUAUCACUAUUUCAACUUUGAUGAAAAUCGUUUGAAUUUAUUUUCUUAAAACUUUGGCAUUUGUACAGUAAAACAUUUUGACAUUUGAAUAAAGUAAUACAGUAUAUCCAGUGAAGUAUAGUACUUAUUGACUGUCUAGUGUCCUGGUGCAGUCAGAACAACUUAGAGCUCAAACCAGCUGCCCUUCACCAUCACUCUGGGUGGCUCCCCAGUCAACUCUGUGGAGUCCUUUCGCUUUCUGGGCACCAAUGCCAAAGACAAGGACAGGCUGCAGCGCAUCAUCCACUAUGCAGAGAGGGUGAUAGGUGGAAAUCUUCCAUCCCUACAAGACUUACACACCUCCAGGACACGAAGGCGAACUGCAAAGAUUGAGGCUGAUCCCUCUCACACUGGAAAUGGACUAUUCAGAACUCUCCCCUCUGGCAGAAGGUUGAGGUCUAUCAGGACCAAAACCUCUAUCCUACAGCAGUAGGCCUCAUGAACAUGCCAAAACUGAGUAUAGCUGGCUCCCCACAUCUAUAACCCCUCCCCACAUAUACACACAAACCUCAACCAGACACAUCUAUAACCCCUCCCCACAUACACACACAACCCUCAUCUGGACUCCAACAUCCAGAAUGACAAAUUGUCAUUGUCAUUCACAGAUGCCACCAAGAUACACAAGCGAUGGACUUCACAGGACACAUAUUUCAUGCCCUCUCCAAUGACAGGUCAAUUCAGUGAAUGGCCAAUUCAGCAUCAACAGCUGUAACUGAUGUGACAGUAAAAUAAUAAAACAGUUCAUCCAAGGGUUUGUGACAAACCCCAAACUUUCACAAUUGAUGUUCCCAGGAUGACCCAGUGGCUAGUCUUAUUGCCCCUUAGUGCUUAAUUUCCAUGUCUGUUUCAUUUAUGGGCAGGUACAUCAUUAUUAGGUCACCAUGUGUUAUGAACUGUUCCCCUGACAGGAAUCCUACGAUCAUCCACCACUGUUGUCUUCCAUGGACAUCCAGGCCUUUUUGUGUUGCAGAGUUCACCAGUGUGUUCUGUUUUUGUCCGAAUAUACCAAACUGUUGAUUUGGCCACUCCUAAUGUUUCUGCUAUCUCUCAGAUGGACAUAGGAGUCUAAGGAUGGUCUGUUUCACUUGCAUUGAGAGCUCCUUUGACUGCAUGUUGUGGGUUCACAGCAACAGCUUC
This is a messenger RNA of Esox lucius (northern pike), 8020 nucleotides long. Its product is annotated as phthiocerol/phenolphthiocerol synthesis polyketide synthase type I PpsD-like. Gene Ontology annotation, molecular function: 3-oxoacyl-[acyl-carrier-protein] synthase activity; fatty acid synthase activity. Gene Ontology annotation, biological process: fatty acid biosynthetic process. Bases 209 to 6520 code for a protein of 2103 amino acids. Lineage: Eukaryota; Metazoa; Chordata; Actinopteri; Esociformes; Esocidae. The transcript is spliced from 7 exons. The record is from RefSeq and is a predicted model, not a curated record.